Pan troglodytes (chimpanzee) is the source of this 2772-nucleotide messenger RNA. RefSeq names its product phospholipase A2 group IVC (gene PLA2G4C). The record is from RefSeq and is a predicted model, not a curated record. Gene Ontology annotation, cellular component: cytosol; nucleoplasm; nuclear envelope. NCBI's taxonomy places the organism in Eukaryota, Metazoa, Chordata, Mammalia, Primates, Hominidae. Gene Ontology annotation, biological process: glycerophospholipid catabolic process. Gene Ontology annotation, molecular function: calcium-dependent phospholipid binding; calcium ion binding. The coding region runs from base 470 to 2275 and encodes 601 amino acids. The transcript is spliced from 20 exons.
ACAAGCCGAGGAGGGCUGUAUAAAAGCGCAGGGGCCAUUUUACCUCCAGGUUGGCCCUGCUCAGGACCAGGAGGAAACACCUCCAGCCCGCGACCUCCUCCCACAGGGGGAAAAGGAAAGCAGGAGGACCACAGAAGCUUUGGCACCGAGGAUCCCCGCAGUCUUCACCCGCGGAGAUUCCGGCUGAAGGAGCUGUCCAGCGACUACACCGCUAAGCGCAGGGAGCCCAAGCGUCUGCACCGGAUUCCGGAGCACAAGCUCCACUGCGCAUGCGCACACGCCCCAGACCCAGGCUCAGAGUUUCACUCUUGUUGCCCAGACUGGAGUGCAAUGGCAUGAUCUCUGCUCACUGGCACCUCCACCUCCUGAGUUCAAGUGAUUCUCCUCCCUCAGCCUCCUGAGUAGCUGGGAUUACAGGCGCCCGCCACCAUGCCCAGGAGGACUGAGAAUUUUCUGACGGCAGUGCACCAUGGGAAGCUCUGAAGUUUCCGUAAUUCCUGGGCUCCAGAAAGAAGAAAAGGCGGCCGUGGAGAGACGAAGACUUCAUGUGCUGAAAGCUCUGAAGAAGCUAAGGAUUGAGGCUGAUGAGGCCCCAGUUGUUGCUGUGCUGGGCUCAGGCGGAGGACUGCGGGCUCACAUUGCCUGCCUUGGGGUCCUGAGUGAGAUGAAAGAACAGGGCCUGUUGGAUGCUGUCACGUACCUCGCAGGGGUCUCUGGAUCCACUUGGGCAAUAUCUUCUCUCUACACCAACGACGGUGACAUGGAAGCUCUCGAGGCUGACCUGAAACAUCGAUUUACCCGACAGGAGUGGGACUUGGCUAAGAGCCUACAGAAAACCAUCCAAGCAGCGAGGUCUGAGAAUUACUCUCUGACCGACUUCUGGGCCUACAUGGUUAUCUCUAAGCAAACCAGAGAACUGCCGGAGUCUCAUUUGUCCAAUAUGAAGAAGCCCGUGGAAGAAGGGACACUACCCUACCCGAUAUUUGCAGCCAUUGACAAUGACCUGCAACCUUCCUGGCAGGAGGCAAGAGCACCAGAGACCUGGUUCGAGUUCACCCCUCACCACGCUGGCUUCCCUGCACUGGGGGCCUUUGUUUCCAUAACCCACUUCGGAAGCAAAUUCAAGAAGGGAAGACUGGUCAGAACUCACCCUGAGAGAGACCUGACUUUCCUGAGAGGUUUAUGGGGAAGUGCUCUCGGUAACACUGAAGUCAUUAGGGAAUACAUUUUUGAUAAACAUUCCUCCUGCUUCUACUCUUUCGCAGACCAGUUAAGGAAUCUGACCCUGAAAGGUUUAUGGAGAAGGGCUGUUGCUAAUGCUAAAAGCAUUGGACACCUUCUUUUUGCCCGAUUACUGAGGCUGCAAGAAAGUUCGCAAGGGGAACAUCCUCCCCCAGAAGCCCGAUUACUGAGGCUGCAAGAAAGUUCGCAAGGGGAACAUCCUCCCCCAGAAGAUGAAGGCGGUGAGCCUGAACACACCUGGCUGACUGAGAUGCUCGAGAAUUGGACCAGGACCUCCCUGGAAAAGCAGGAGCAGCCCCAUGAGGACCCCGAAAGGAAAGGCUCACUCAGUAACUUUAUGGAUUUUGUGAAGAAAACAGGCAUUUGCGCUUCAAAGUGGGAAUGGGGGACCACUCACAACUUCCUGUACAAACACAAGAUGGGGUCUCACUAUGUUGCCCAGACUGAUCUUGAACUCCUGGGCUCAAGCGAUCCUCCCACCUCAGCCUCCCAAAGUGCUGGGAUUACAGGUGGCAUCCGGGACAAGAUAAUGAGCAGCCGGAAGCACCUCCACCUGGUGGAUGCUGGUUUAGCCAUCAACACUCCCUUCCCACUCGUGCUGCCCCCGACGCGGGAGGUUCACCUCAUCCUCUCCUUCGACUUCAGUGCCGGAGAUCCUUUCGAGACCAUCCGGGCUACCACUGACUAUUGCCGCCGCCACAAGAUCCCCUUUCCCCAAGUAGAAGAGGCUGAGCUGGAUUUGUGGUCCAAGGCCCCCGCCAGCUGCUACAUCCUGAAAGGAGAAACUGGACCAGUGGUGAUGCAUUUUCCCCUGUUCAACAUAGAUGCCUGUGGAGGUGAUAUUGAGGCAUGGAGUGACACAUACGACACAUUCAAGCUCGCUGACACCUACACUCUAGAUGUGGUGGUGCUACUCUUGGCAUUAGCCAAGAAGAAUGUCAGGGAAAACAAGAAGAAGAUCCUUAGAGAGUUGAUGAACGUGGCCGGGCUCUACUACCCGAAGGAUAGUGCCCGAAGUUGCUGCUUGGCAUAGAUGAGCCUCAGCUUCCAGGGCACUGUGGGCCUGUUGGUCUACUAGGGCCCUGAUGUCCACCUGGCCUUCCUGUUCUUCACUCCCUUCAGCCACAUGCUUCAUGGCCUUGAGUUCACCUUGGCUGUCCUAACAGGGCCAAUCACCAGUGACCAGCUAGACUGUGAUUUUGAUAGCAUCAUUCAGAAGAAGGGGUCCAAGGAGCUGAAGGUGGUGAAAUUUGUCCUGCAGGUCCCUCGGGAGAUCCUGGAGCUGGAGCAUGAGUGUCUGACAAUCAGAAGCAUCAUGUCCAAUGUCCAGAUGGCCAGAAUGAAUGUGAUAGUUCAGACCAAUGCCUUCCACUGCUCCUUUAUGACUGCACUUCUAGCCAGUAGCUCUGCACAAGUUAGCUCUGUAGAAGUAAGAACUUGGGCUUAAAUCAUGGGCUAUCUCUCCACAGCCAAGUGGAGCUCUGAGAAUACAACAAGUGCUCAAUAAAUGCUUGCUGAUUGACUGAUGGA